This is a messenger RNA of Cyprinus carpio (common carp), 1170 nucleotides long. RefSeq names its product coiled-coil domain containing 169 (gene ccdc169). NCBI's taxonomy places the organism in Eukaryota, Metazoa, Chordata, Actinopteri, Cypriniformes, Cyprinidae. The record is from RefSeq and is a predicted model, not a curated record.
CAACGUGAUUGCGUAAUCAGUGCUGUGGUUGUUCGUUGCCGUGGACACAGCCCAACAAUCACAAAGACACCGAUCAAAGUGAAACCUGCUCAUUACUCAGACUGAGAAUGGCAGAAAUUGAUCUCAGAAAUUAUGAGUUAUCCCAACUGCAAGCAGAAGUCGAGCAGGAGAGAGAGGUCAAGGAGAUGUUAAAGGACUCCGUGUCUGACCUGAGGAGCACACUGGCUGAUUUGGAGAAGAGACUUAACAGUGUUGACGGAGAAGAGAACGAGUGGAGAACCAGAUAUGAGACACAGCUGGAACUGAACGAGCAGCUGGAGAAACAAAUCAGUGUUGUUCAGGAGAGACUCGAGACCCUCCGCGGUAACCCCUCAGAUCGACUGGCUUCUAUUCGCUCAUAUGAUGAAAUGUCAGAGGAUGCUCUCAGACAGAGGCUGAAAUUGCUGUCUGCUGAGAAGUGCGGCCUUCAAUCCCAACUGAAGGACUUCCAAAUAAGAAUCGCACAGGAAGGAAAGACUUACCAGAAAGUCUACGAAGAGAGGCGGGCAUAUCUUGCAGAGAUCGCAAAGCUGUCUUCAACGCUGGAUAUGAGCAGAAAGCAGCAGAUGGUUCAAGCCCGGAGGAAAGCGUUGGGUCCAGACAAAACGUAAAUCAGAGGCCAGGAGAGUAUGAGGCAACAUUCAAGUAUGAUGAAAGGGUCUGACAAAAAAGCACCAGCAAGGAGUCAACUCCCUCGAUUAAAACAUUAAUGCAGUUCAGGGAUCUUCAACAGAGCAUCCAUCAAUUAUUGUUUGAUUAUUUUUGUCUGAGUGUUUAUUUUUUAUCUUUUUUUUUAAGAACAGUAAAAUUAAGCAUAAUUUUUGAGUUCAUAGACCUAGCUAUAUUGUCAUAUAAGAUGCUAAUUCUGUUAUGAAAACUUCCCAUAUAGCAAGCAACCACUUAAACAAUGUUAAGUCAAUGUUUAUGUGUCAGUGCUACUGCUAACUGCAUUGAAUUAAUGUUAUAAAGUGAUGUUGGUGCUAUAUCACCUUUGAACCCGCAAUUAAUGUUGAAACAAUGGGGAUAUUUCAACAACAACAAAAAAAAGUAAUGUCAUUAAAUCACUAUUAUGAAGUAAUGAUGGUUCAUUAUCACUUAUUCACCCUCAGUUAAUGUCAACCCCCCCCCCCC